Molecule: messenger RNA, 934 nt
Organism: Maniola jurtina (meadow brown)
Lineage: Eukaryota; Metazoa; Arthropoda; Insecta; Lepidoptera; Nymphalidae
Exons: 4
Coding region: 499-870 (123 amino acids)
Source: RefSeq, a predicted model, not a curated record
CAUAGCUCAGCAAGGCUAUUCACUAAAAUACCAUCUCGAUAUCGAAGCUCACUCAAGUGAGAUAGCUCACUUCGAAAGCAAUCUCACUUCACCUCAGAUUGGUAUUCUGUAAACAUCUGCUACACACAUGCGAAGUGAAGUGAGUUUGGAAUGCGAACUCGAACGACUAGGGAUGUGUUCUCUAUGAUUAGAGAAAUCGGUAAAAUAGUUAAAUCCUUCUGUUUGAAAAAUACGUACACAUUUCUGAUAAAACCUACGAUUUAUUGUUUUGUUACUAAGAAAUGUACACAUAAAAAAAUAAAUUUCAUUUUUUAAUGUAUAAAAUACCGAAAUUACAUAUACGACGAUAGACCUUUGCCGCAAAACGGCUGCGAAUUAAAAAAUUAAAAGUUUGUUUACAAUCCAAGUGACAUUAGUGAUCGAAUUCAAAUUGUGAUUUGUUUACUCUAAGUUUUGAGUGAUUUUUGAGCAAUUUUUUGAGUAUAUAAUUUAUAAAAAAUGAACACCAGUGAAAGAGCAUCACAUCCUUCUCGGGCUCAAAUUGAGUCUCUUUUGGAGUACCUUCAGAGAAACCCAAGCCUUGCAAAGGGUUUCUCUAAAGUGCCUAGUGCAAGGAACGCAACCAGAAGAUCUUGGGAGGCACUGGCACUCCAACUUAACAGCCUGGGAGGAUGUGUGAAAACAUCAAAACAGUGGAUCAAGACAACUGCAAGCACAAGCCAAGCAGUGGAGCAAGCUCCUGGAGAUCAAAGCAUCUCAUUGUUGGGAUCCCAAUUGCUGGAAAUUGAUGCUCUGCCUCAAACAGAAGUAAGACCAUCACAUUUACAGAAGCACUCCGAGCACACUGUCAGAUUCAGUCAUUUCUACUAGGGUAAGGCUAAUUUGCUAUUGAUUUGUGUUAAUAUCUAAUUUUUAACCCCCGACCAAAAAAGAG